Molecule: messenger RNA, 7825 nt
Organism: Coturnix japonica (Japanese quail)
Lineage: Eukaryota; Metazoa; Chordata; Aves; Galliformes; Phasianidae
Gene: ATG7
Product: autophagy related 7
Biological process (GO): autophagy of mitochondrion; C-terminal protein lipidation; autophagosome assembly
Cellular component (GO): phagophore assembly site; cytoplasm
Molecular function (GO): Atg12 activating enzyme activity; Atg8 activating enzyme activity
Source: RefSeq, a predicted model, not a curated record
AGGACGGGCGUGUGAGUGCACUCCCCUUCCCGCCCUCCUCGGUCAAGUGACCGCGUCACGUCAGCCGGCAAUGGCGGAAGUGCUGCGCGGUGGAGCCGAAUUCUCUUUGCUUGUGUGUUUAAUAGUGAACUACAAUCAUGGCAGCAGUCAGUAAUGAGCCCCACCAUGCUGUGGAUCCUGGAAGUUCGAAGCUGCAGUUUGCUCCCUUCAGUAGUGCCUUGAACGUAGGGUUCUGGCAUGAACUAACCCAGAAGAAGCUCAAUGAGUACCGACUAGAUGAGACUCCAAAAGUUAUCAAAGGAUACUACUACAAUGGCGAUCCAUCAGGUUUCCCAGCUCGUUUGACGUUGGAAUUUAGUGCUUUUGAUAUGAAUGCUUCAAUACCAGCACGUUGCUGUCCUGCUUUUGGAACGUUGCAUAAUACCAACACUUUUGAGACUUUCAAGUCCUGUGAUAAAAAAUCACUUUUGGAAAAAGAAGCAAAUGAGAUAUGGGAAUCAAUAAAAUCUGGAGCUGCACUUGAAAACCCUAUGCUCUUGAACAGGUUCCUGCUGUUGACAUUUGCAGAUUUGAAAAAAUAUCAUUUCUAUUAUUGGUUUUGCUACCCUGCUCUCUGCUUCCCUGAUGGAAUACAUAUAAUUCAGAAACCAGUCUGUCUUAGUGACAGGUUCUCUUUAAAUCAGAUUCAAGCACUUCAGAAAGCCUAUGAUGAACUUUGCCAGACAGAAGGGGUUACAGCCCUUCCUUAUUUUUUAAUCAAGUAUCACGACAAUUCUGUGGUUGUAUCUCCACUCAAAAAGUGGGAUGGUUUCUUCCAAGACCAAGGGGGAAAGGUGACAGUUGGAGUUUAUGAUCCGUGUAAUUUAUCUCACUAUCCAGGAUGGCCACUACGAAAUUUCCUGAUAUUGGCAUCGCAUAAAUGGGGCAAUAUUAUCCAGUCCAUUGAAGUGCUCUGCUUCAGAGACAGGACCAUGCAAGGGGUGAGAGACAUAACGCACAGCAUUAUCUUUGAAAUAAAACUUCCACAAGGAGCACUUGGCCCAGAUUGUCCAAAAGCUGUUGGAUGGGAGAAAAACCAAAAGGGCGGCAUGGGUCCAAGGAUGGUCAAUCUCAGUGAGUGUAUGGAUCCAAAAAGGUUAGCAGAAUCGUCAGUGGAUCUUAAUUUGAAAUUGAUGUGCUGGCGGUUGGUCCCUACUCUUGAUUUGGAAAAAAUUGUGUCUGCCAAGUGUCUGCUGCUGGGAGCUGGUACUCUGGGCUGUAGUGUGGCAAGGACUUUGAUGGGCUGGGGAGUCAGGAAGAUUACAUUUGUUGACAAUGCAAAGAUUUCAUACUCCAACCCAGUAAGACAGCCCCUGUAUGAAUUUGAAGACUGUCUCAGUGGUGGGAAGCCUAAGGCUCUUGCAGCAGCGGAGAGACUUCAGAAAAUCUUUCCAGGAGUGAAUUCAGAAGGCUAUAACAUGAGCAUCCCUAUGCCAGGCCAUCCAGUGAAUUUUUCAGAAGUAACAAUGGCACAGGCUCGGAAGGAUGUGGCUACACUUGAAGAGCUUAUUGAUGCUCAUGAUGUUGUUUUCCUACUAAUGGACACUAGAGAGAGUCGAUGGCUUCCUGCUGUUAUUGCAGCCAGCAAGAGGAAGCUGGUCAUCAAUGCUGCCCUGGGGUUUGACACGUUUGUUGUUAUGAGACAUGGACUAAAGAAACCCAAACAGCAAGAAACUGGCAAUGCAUGUUUCAACACAGCCCCUGGUCCUUCUGACCUUUUGGGUUCAUCGCUCUUUUCAAAUAUCCCUGGCUACAAACUGGGUUGCUAUUUCUGCAAUGACGUCGUGGCACCAGGGGAUUCUACCAGGGAUAGGACAUUGGAUCAGCAGUGUACAGUGAGUCGACCUGGAUUAGCCAUGAUAGCUGGAGCUCUUGCAGUGGAAUUAAUGGUUUCUGUUUUACAGCAUCCAGAAGGUGGUUAUGCUGUGGCCAGCAGUAGUGAUGAUAGAAUGAAUGAGCCACCUACUUCUCUUGGACUUGUUCCUCAUCAGAUCCGUGGUUUUUUAUCAAGAUUUGAUAAUGUUCUUCCAGUCAGUUUGGCGUUUGAUAAAUGCACAGCCUGUUCCCCCAAAGUCCUCGAUCAAUAUGAACGUGAAGGAUUUAAUUUCCUAGCUAAAGUUUUCAAUUCCUCGCAUUCCUUCUUGGAAGACUUGACGGGUCUUACUUUAUUACAUCAAGAGACACAAGCUGCUGAGAUCUGGGACAUGAGCGAUGAUGAAACAGUCUGAAAAUCAGCUGAAUAAGGUGGAAGAUGACCUACUUUGAAUUGCAUUGGCUGCCAAAUCUGUUACUCGACAAGUUAAUGAUUGCUUACCCAUUCUGACUGCAAUGAAUAUGGACAAUUGUAAACCACAUACUGGCAUGAAUAUCUUCACUGUAAAAGCAGUAUUUUCUGGAUAGAACUCUUCAUAUUUUCAUUUUUAUUAUGUAAAUAACAAAAGUAAUGUGAUUAUGUUUAGAUAUUAUUCCUUUUUUUUUUUUUCCUUCAUCCAUUUUCUUAAUAAGACAUAUAUAACAUUUGCUGCUUUAGUAAACUUUGCUAUUUCAUUUGUUCCAUCUUUUAAUUUUGCUUGUCAGCAGACAUGUCUAAGCAGCAUGUCUGAAUGUUUUUUCUUCAUCUUUCCAACACUUGGGCACCUUUAAUUGGAGUUUGUUAUUAAGAUUGAGAAUAUUCUGUUGGGAAAUAAACUGCAUCUUUAUUUACAGAGGAGCAGGAGUAGGUUAAAAACCUACACUUGCAGUGUAUUUCACAUUGCUUUCUAUUGCAAAGUAAAUAUUUAUAGUGCAAUUUGAUUCCCUUUUCUUUAUUGUAGUAGAUUGUCAUUACCUGUGUCAACAGAGAAGUUAUUCUCUGUAAAGAUUUCAUUAUUUCAUACUAUGGAAGAAAUGUGGUUUGACUUAUACAGGAAAGACUAAAAUGGAUCUGUAUCAUACUUAUGCUUCUCUGAAGUUUAGAGAAUGUUUUAUUAUGUAGUAAAAAUUGCUUUCAGGAUGAAUCAUUGAUUCAUUAAAAACUUGUAGUUAAAUGUAUUACUACAAUAAGACAUUGAUUUUCUAACUGUGCCAGACAUCUUUACAGGUGUUAAACAACAAUUCUGGUCUUCAUUUUGGCUGGAGUUUAUUUCAGUUUCUGCAGCAUCAGGAAUGUCUUCAGAUAUUGUGGCUGAUACUGUGAGAAUCUUUGAUGGGUUCUCAAGAAUUUGUAAGAAUGAAUUUGUAAAAUAUCAAAGUAACUUACUACAAAACUGAAAGCCAAUCUAUUGGGUUUUAUCUUGCAAUAGGAUUUAGAAGUAUAAUUGAAAUUCAUUUUAAGGCUUUAUAUUGUGGAGACUGUGGACUAACUUGCUCAGAAAAGAAGGCAGAACUGCUUUAUGAGGCAAAUGGUCUUUAUUUCUAUUAUACAUUAUGAAAAUUAAUUGACCAUCUAGUCAAUCCAAUUAAUUUAGCUUGGUUUAUGUCCUUUAACACAAGCUCUGAAUAUCUGGUGCAGAUAAUUUCACAGCUUCUGUCUUAGGCCACAUCAGAGGAUGUUCUGUCAAAUUCACCAACAAAACAAGGACAUCUGCAGCUCCUAUAUUCCCAUGAUAAAGGAAGACUCACAGAAACAUGUUGAGGUUAUCAUUAGUUGUUACAUGUAUUUCUUUUUGUGAUCACUAAAGUAGCUUUGAGCUCUAAUGUCCUGUUUACCUAACUUCAUUGUAAUAUAUAUAUAUAUAUACAUAUAUAUAUAUAUCUGAAUUAAAUAUAUUUUUGAUAGGAAACUGAUCUUUUGGUGGUCAGGUAGUGAUCAGUAAGAUUGAUAACAUGUGAUAUGCAUAUUUAAGUAGUUGAUCAACAUACAGAAUUACCUAUGAGCUGUACGAUUGGCAUUCUGUAGUUCUGAAAUCAUGUAUUGGUACUGGGUAGUUAAAAGGGAAAGACCUGCGUUUUUAUCUUUUGGAAUUGCUGAGUGUAAAAGUCUUAACUGCAGUCUUUGAUUACCUGAAACUUUAAAACUGGACAUCUUUCUAAGAAUCUGAUAAACAUUAAUAGUUACUUUAAAUAUCUAAAACUUUGAUUACCUGUUAAAGUUACUUUCAAUUUAAAGAUGCAGUGUAUCUGUUUAAUUGCGACAGUAUGCAAGAUCUAAAGGUUUGGAAUUCAGGGUUAAUAUGAUGUUUCCUUACCUCUCUAACUUCAGUAACAUGCAGUUCUGAGGCUGAGCUGCUUGUUGUACAUAUGCUCCCCAGAUGUCCCUGAUGUUCUGAAGCACUUCAGUGUGUCUCGGAAUAACUUCCGUUGUCUAACUUGAAUGUUGCCUUCUUCCCCCUUGUGGAACAAAAUGGUUCUUAUUCUGUUUUUAUUCAAUUUCUAGGCAUUAAUUGAGUGAGAAAUCAUAAGAAUAAAUAGAAAUGAAUUGCUGUUAACAUUUCCAUUACUGAUCAAGUUCAAAUAACAUUAUCAGAUAAGCACAUUUAUUCACUGGCCUGUAGGUAUUUAACGGAAGGUUUUUGGCACUGCCCUUUCAACUCAUAGAAUUGUUUUGGAUAUUCUUUGACAACACUGUCAGUGCUCCCAGCAACUGUUUGUCUGAGCUUCACGUACCAAGUGUAUUUUAGUCUGUUUAGUCAGGCCAGGCCUCAUCUGCAGUUGUACCUUCUUACAGGCACUUCCUUCAAUUUGGGAAUAGAAAGGGGCUGUCAAGAUUUCUGAACGAGUUUCCUGGCUGGCAGGGAGUAUACACUGUGUUAGCAUUUGCUAUAGAAGUCUAAAUGCCUGCUCCAACUUGCUUUUUGAAUAGAUACUUAGAUAGGAUGUUGAUAUGAAGUACAAUGGACUUUGCCUCUGUAACUGAAGGUCACAUGCAUAGAGUGUUUUACUGCUGCAGAUAAAAAGUAUGAUUUUUUAUUCAGUCAUUCCGUUUAACUUCCCUGCUGUCCCAUGCAGUUACUUUCUGCUGUUCUUCAGCAGCCUCGGAGCACCCAGUAAUUCAGGCUUAUUUGUUUUUCAGCAUCAGACACUUGAUUUUUGUAUGAUCUCACCAGAAUAAUUCCUUUUUCUUUUUUUUUUUCCUAAUUUAUUUGUGAAAUGAUUUUAUCCACUACAUAGAAAACAAACAGGAGGCGUUAUUCUUUCUCACAGAGGAGGCCACUAAUGUUUUCCUCACUUGGUUUUUUGGUGUAGUGCUUGUACUCUUAAAAACCUUCAGUUUGGCGUCCCUGCCGAGAUGAGGCAGUGCUGAAGGAGGUUGGUGCAUUUGAAAUGAAAGCUGGCUUCUCAUUUCUGGAAUAAUUCUACUUGCUAAAUCAAACCAGUGUGGGCUAAAACUAUGUGGAGAAAUGCUGCUGAAAUUGUUUCCAUGUCUUGUCAAACAUGGACCUGGAAGAACUGAUGGGCACUGAAGGCUCCAAGUCUUCCUUGUCUUCUCUGAGUGUCUUUGGACCUCUGGUAUUUGACAGCCAGGAAAUCACUGUCUUCUUCCCACAUCCUCCCAACCCCUGUGAAUAUCUCCUCCCCAGUCUUCCCCUCCCGGGUAGCAGAGGAUGUGGAUGGACAAGCAAAUUAAUUUCUAGUCACAGAUUUCUUUGCAGUUUGUGUGAGAGUGAGAGAAAAUCCGUAAAGCAGUUGUGAUUUUGCUUGAGGGUUUUGCUUUGUCUUUAAAUGUCUCUGUUUUCAUUUCACGCUUGGAAGUCUGACUUUCAUACAGCAUUUCUGUAGGUGUUCCCACUUCCUCAGGAACCUGUGACUCAGGCAGCGUAUAAAUGAAAUGACAUCACUGGCAACUUUUGUUUGAAUUGCCUAUUUCCUAAAUAGGGACUGUUGUGGGUUUUUUUUUUUUUUUCUUUUAAUACUUGCAUCAUUGUUUUCUGUUUUGUUUUGUUUUAUGAGAGAGGAAGGGGAAAUGGGGGGGUUUUGAUUGUCUAGGGCUAUUACAAGUAACCAACUGAAUGUGUUUUAUCCUUCUGAAUUGAAAUCAACAGUGCUGAAGUUUACUUAAAGCAGGAGAUUAGCAUUUCUACGCAUAGUAUUUUAUGAAUGAAAUCUUUGUAAUUACUGUGUUAGCAGAGCUUCUGUUGGUAAAAAGCAUUCUCAAUUUACUGCUGAUGUGCUGAGAGAGGGAUAGGGGGCAAACAAGCAAAACCUGAGCAUAUUUCCCAAGUAUUGUUUUGGAAGUAAUGCAAACAAAGGAGCUGUUUUUGUACUACUGGUUAAGCUUCCAUUUUAAGGACCUCCCUUGCUGCUCCCUCACUACUGUGUACGCUACAGGAGACUCUUGGUAUGUUUCAGGCUUUCCUUCCCUGCAACAGAUAUUUUUCAAUGAUAUCACUCUAUAAAUAUGUAGUUAAAAUGUGAAGACCUGGAGGAAAAUGUACUUGUUAGCAGAGUGUCUCUGAAGCAGGCAGCAGUGUUGGAUAUAGCAGGCGUGGUACAGGGAAACCUUCAGCAGCUGUGUUUCUUCUUUGGACAAAAUUCCCCAUGACGUCACUUCAGGAGUUGGCUGUUAAACCGUGAAGAGUAAUGUCAGGAAUUAUUGUCAUCAGAGGAACGUGAAGAGUUGGAUGUCUGUCUAGAUCAUUUAUUCAUAGUGCUGCGGGACAGGCUAUAAAAGCAUUGCAUUCAUUUAUUAUUGUCAUGUGCAAAGGAUCACUGUCCUUUUGUUUAAAUAGCAACAGCUUUGGGACUUCAUGAGACAUGAAUGUAACAGAACAUUAAAAGCACAGCAGAGUCCUUUUGGCUAUGCUUUGAUUUUAUCAGUUCUUACCAAGUGGACAGUCACUUUGUGGUUGUGCCUUAAGGGAAAACUGAGAUAAGGUCUGUGUAUUUGGGGAGGUGGAGUCAGUGGCUACUACCAUAGGUUGUGGUUUUCCUUCUGACUGUGUGAGUUCAAGUCAAACUUCAGCAUAAUUAAGAGCCACAUCAUUAAAGUUAUUGCACUAAAGGAAAGCACUAAACCAAAGACCUGGGAGGGGAGAUAAGGGAGAUGGGGGGGUGAAGGAUGAGUUUUGUUUUUUUCUUAGUAAUAUAGAUGGCCUGGUAAUUUCUUGUGGGUUUUUUUUGUGUGUGUAUGUACAUGAGCUUUUUUCCUUCUUUACUUAAUAUUUCAGCCUUCCUUCCCAAAGUUUCUGUUCAGCCUCCUUUGCCCCCUUUAUAUUCUAAAUGACCUUUGUGCAGGCAUCCUGUAUGCUACUAAUGAAAACUCUUACUGAAGUUCCACCCGAUGUCUAUUGGAGCAAUGAUUACAUGUUAUUAUUGAUACUAAGUCAGAAACGCUUUGAGAUGAUAGAUGCUCUAAAUGUAACAGCAUUCCAGUUAUUUGGUCACAUAGACAAAAAACUAUACCUAUUUUUUCCCCACUUUAAUUAAAGUAUUUACUGUUGAAUGUCUCUUGCUUGCCAAAUUAGGUAGUAGUUGUGGUUUUAUCUGCUGCAGUAGUUUGGAAUGAGUGAGCUAUGCAUACCCUGCCUUGUGACCCACGCAGGGUAGGAGCUGAUGUAUGGAACAAUGUUGGACCAACAUUUGAGUUAACUAGGCAAUAGAACAGCAGGUGAGUAACAGAUCAUACAGGUAGAUCUCUAACAUUGUCUAUGAAUGCCUUUUAAUUUAAUCAGUUUGGUCAUGGAGUUGGUGAAGUUCAUUUGUCUCCAUUUUUGGAUGCCCAGAGCCAGACAUCAGUGAUGUCUUAAACUGGGUUGCAGAAUUCUGAAGGGAUUUCCCAUGUAAAGGUAACCUUUCACUAUUAAGCAUGUAUUUUGAAAAUUUUAUGUGUGUAGAGGAGAAAUAAAUAAACCAGUUGCUAACUUUUAAA